AUGCUAUCGGGUGCGGAGACGGUGUCUGAAAUCCAAACCAAAGUUCGCUCGGAUCGUGGCUUGUUAGGUGGCUUUGGCUACCAAAGAUGUGCGGAUGCGUCGGUGAUCCAGCAGACGUUAGAUGCCUCAACGGAGGCGACUGUUGCUUCACUUGAAUCUGCUUUAGCGGAGGUGCGUCUCAAACAAGGUCAGGGGCGUCAGGUGUCUUUGGGGGCUGAAGAUGAGAUAGGUGUGGAUAUAGACCUCUCUUCCUUGCCGAUUGGCAAGCAUGCCGAGGGUUCAGAGAAAGGAUAUGUCGCGAAAAAGCCGAAUACUUAUACGCGUCAGUUGGCACGGUGUGUCUGCGGAGACACCCAAGAGAUAUUUACGCAGGCGUUAUACCCCGGUAAAACCAACAGCGAUGCUGUUUUCAAGCCGAUGCUCGGCAAACUUGAGACUGUUUUGACGCUUGAUAGCGUUGAGAAACGGAGCCGAGUUCGGCUUCGCUUUGAUGCCGGAUUUGGCACGGAUGCCAAUAUCAAUUAUGCCUUAUGGCGGGGGUAUCGCCUCAUCGGGAAGAUGUAUAACUCCCGCCGGAUCCAAAAGUAG
Geodia barretti is the source of this 588-nucleotide messenger RNA. The record is from the annotation of a GenBank genome assembly. NCBI's taxonomy places the organism in Eukaryota, Metazoa, Porifera, Demospongiae, Tetractinellida, Geodiidae.